Molecule: messenger RNA, 738 nt
Organism: Knipowitschia caucasica
Lineage: Eukaryota; Metazoa; Chordata; Actinopteri; Gobiiformes; Gobiidae
Source: the annotation of a GenBank genome assembly
AUGGAAACUCAGGUCGUCCUGGUUUUAACGGAGCCAAAGGAGAAAGAGGAGAUCCAGGUUAUGGAGGCCAACAAGGACUGCAAGGUUUCCCUGGACCCAGAGGGGACCCUGGACUCCCAGGUGUGCCAGGGACCAGUUCAGAUGGAGAGCGCGGGAAGAAUGGUGUGCCUGGUAUUCCUGGAGCAAAGGGCCAGCCUGGAGAGGUGCUGGGGGCCACUCCUGGGACCCCUGGAUCCAACGGCUUUCCUGGGCCCCCUGGAGACAAGGGGCAGCCUGGCACUCCUGGAGGACCUGGUGCACCUGGUUUCCCUGGCGCUGAGGACCUCCAGGAGAAUACACCGGCGGAGUCCCAGGACGCAGAGGAGACCCAGGUCCCAAAGGAAACUGAGCGGACCCCCAGGCUGUCCAGGUUUCCCUGGGCGCAAAGGAGAGAGAGGAGACCCAGGGUUCCACGGCCCCGCAGGCAUGAAGGGAUCCCCAGGUCUGCCAGGAAAUCCCCAGGGACUCCUGGACUCCUCCAGGACCCCCCUCCCGGACUCGCAGGACCAGGCACCGUACCUGGCCGUCCUGGAAUACCUGGCAUCAAGGGUGAGAGAGGUUUCCCAGAGUCUUACAGGCUUCCCCGGUCAGCCUGGUCGUCCCGGAUCGCCUGGUUUUCCAGGUGGAAAGGGAUUCCCAGGAGACCCAGGGAAGAAACGGACUGCCCGGCGGUCCUGUAUUCCCUGGACAGAAAGGUAA